Molecule: messenger RNA, 2259 nt
Organism: Aureobasidium namibiae CBS 147.97
Lineage: Eukaryota; Fungi; Ascomycota; Dothideomycetes; Dothideales; Saccotheciaceae
Product: P-loop containing nucleoside triphosphate hydrolase protein
Exons: 1
Coding region: 1-2259 (752 amino acids)
Biological process (GO): mitotic DNA replication checkpoint signaling; DNA replication initiation
Cellular component (GO): nuclear origin of replication recognition complex
Molecular function (GO): ATP binding; chromatin binding; DNA replication origin binding
Source: RefSeq, a predicted model, not a curated record
AUGGCUCAGAAACAAAAGCGCUCCAGAGCCGAACAGGCACGACAAUUCCUACAAAGCGGUGGUGUUUUGCGAGAGGACUCGGACGAUGAACUCGGUACUGAGGACCUCCCCUGGGAAUGGAUCUAUGGACCCAACAAGACCAUCGUCGGUGCUCAGAUUGGCGAUUUCCAAUGCCACAUCGGAGACACCGUCUUGCUCAAAGCCGCUGGAAACGAAGCUUGGGUAGCCAUCAUCCAAGACUUUGCAGAGGGCGAGAUCGAAGACGAUGAUGGACAAAUGAUCAAUGAUAUGAAAGCCUCCUUUCUAUGGUUCUCAUCCGAAAAGGAAAUCGUCAACAAGGCCAAGAAGAGGCAAGACUUUCUGGAGAACGAAUUGUACAUCACUACUGGUCUGGACGAAAACUCAUUAAAGACUAUCAAUGGCAAGGCUACUGUCCUUUCUGAAGAGAGCUUCAACUUGAGGUAUCCGAAUGGCAAGAUUCCAAAAGGCUCGAAAGAUCAUGGCAAAGUCUUUGUCUGCAAACGAGGCUGCAAUACUCGCACAACCACCUACACCGAUGAGUUCGUCUGGGAGGACGUAUACCGUGGAGCUGAGGAUAUGCAGUCUCUACGGGACUUGAUCGACAGUCAGACUGUAAGAACACGCAAACGCAAGUCAGCUGUCAGGGCAACGAUACCCGGUGAUUUGGAUGAGUUCGUGGUACCUGACGACGAAGAUGGCGAGACGGCCACUCAGCGGAAACGCAGGAAAUUGACCUCUGCCACACCAACUUCAAGGAGCAAACACCCUGCGCCUCGCAAGCUCACCACUCCUACACAUCGCCGCAUUAUCGCCAAGAGGCCUCUCGAAUUUACACCUCUGGGUACUCGUAUGAUCUCGCCUUCUCACACAACCGCCUCACCCCAUCAGCUCGCCCGAAGCACACUGCACGUAUCAGCUGUACCAAAUGCACUUCCUUGCCGUGAAGAUGAGUUUGGCGAAGUCUACGCUCAUCUAGAGACUGCCAUCUCGGCCGGCACAGGAUCUUGCAUCUACAUCUCCGGCACACCAGGCACAGGCAAAACUGCCACGGUACGAGAAGUAGUGGCCGCGCUCAACGUAGCCGUCUCCACCGACGAACUGGACGACUUUGUGUUCGUCGAAAUCAACGGUAUGAAAGUCACCGAUCCUCACCAAUCAUACUCUCUACUCUGGGAAGCUCUCAAAGGCCAACGCGUGAGCGCCACACACGCUCUAGAACUGCUCGAACGCGAAUUCAGCACUCCAAGUCCGAGAAGAGUACCGUGUGUAGUGCUGAUGGAUGAACUCGAUCAACUCGUCACAAAAUCUCAAGGUGUCAUGUAUAACUUUUUCAACUGGCCUCAAUUACGACAUUCGAGACUUAUCGUGUUGGCUGUGGCGAAUACCAUGGACUUGCCUGAACGCACACUCAGCAACAAGAUCAGUUCGCGUUUGGGACUCACACGCAUCACAUUCCCUGGCUAUACCCAUCAACAACUCAUCAAAAUCAUAGAGAGCAGACUCGAAGGCAUAGGACAAGUGGUGGUCGAACCCGACGCCGUACAAUUCGCGAGUAGAAAAGUAGCCGCUGUAUCUGGAGACGCACGUCGCGCUCUGGAUAUCUGCCGUCGCGCAGUUGAGAUUGCUGAGGCAGACAAGGCAGCUGCUGACAAAGCUUCACUGGAAGAAACACCGGCUGCAGAAACCAAUGACGAAGCAUCAGCCACGAUAGCACCAGCGAAAGCGGCAGCGAUGAAGAAAGGCGUCGUCACAAUCUCAACCAUCAAACGCGCAAUCAACGAAGCUACCUCCACACCUUUAGCCUCAUACCUGCGUUCCCUUCCCCUGGCUUCGAAACUCUUCCUUGCUGCUCUGCUCGGCCGUAUUCGAAGAACCGGAUUGACGGAGAGUACACUCGGCGACAUCAUUGACGAAGCGGCACGUAUGGCAGCGUUAUCAUCUUUAGUCCCUCUCCAUGAUAUUCUACUCGCAUCGGAUACUUUCCAACCUAUUCCUUCACUGACAGGGGCUUCUACACCUGGCAAACGAGGCAGAGUGGCUGGCAAGAAAGAGAGCAAAGUGGCGAGGUUGAGAGGAAUGAAUGUGGCGGCAGAGGAGCUGGCAGAAGCCGGAAUCGUAGGCUUGGAAGUCAGAAGAGGCGAGAGAGUCGGUCGAGUAAGAUUGGGUGUCGGCGAAGAAGAAAUCAGAGGUGCUCUCCGAGAAGACGAAGAAUGCAGAGGUCUCGGCUUCAGUGGGUGA